AUGCCCUUAAGCUUUAGGAAGAUCAAGUCGUCCAUUUUCCCCGAACGUUUACCAGUAUUUGCUGCCGCUAAAACUCAUCAUGUGACGGACGAGGUAGCCCGUCAAGCUCCUUAUCGGGCCCUUAACUCGUCCAAAACUUUUUCAGAUAAGGAUGUACCCACUGAUCACUCUGGAUCGUCAGCAUCGCACGAGGUAGCAUCCUUCAGAACACCAAAUGUAUUUGAUAAAAUCACCAAACUUGCCGGAUCAAGGAUAACUUUUUUAUCAAUCCUUAUCAUGAUACUGAUAUGGCUGGUGCUUGGUCUUGUCUUUGGCAUGGGCGAUACGUGGCAAAUCGUGUUCCAAAACGCAAGUUCUAUCCAGGUAUACGUAACCGACAUCCUACUCAUUAGGCAGCAACAAAACGCUAGUCGUGCUCUAAUGGGCACUAUUGCGGAACUUCAAUCGCGAGGAAAGACUUUUGUACGACUAUUUCCGCACAUACCUGAGAGCAAGUAUAUAAAUACAUCACUUGAAGAAACACAGCAAAUAAAUAGUCACGUGAAGGACUUCAAUGAGAAAUAUAAUGAGAGCGAGCAUAUAGAUACUGCUAAACCUUCUCGCUAUGAUUAUGUUUGGAUCAAGAGUUGUCAAGCUGUAGCCAAAGUACUCGGAUCAGUUUGGGCCUACAUCUUGUACUGGAUUGGAAUUGGCGUCUGGAUUGCGCUUGGCCCAUCGUUUAAAUUCAGCAAUACCUGGCAACUAUAUGUAAAUACGGCCACGGCCCUCGUAUUAACUUUUACUUCGGUCUUCCUGCAGAACAUCCAGCAAAGCCAGGAAGAUAAGCUAGCUAAGCUUCUAGAGCAAGCUAUUAAGAUUGACAUAGUAAUUGAACAAAAUCUUCGCGCAUUAACUGGUGACCAAAGACUUAAUCCGAUAUUUACAAUACCUGUCCCUACUCGCUCGGUCAUAGAACGCCUUAUUGAUGGUUUCGCCGAUAUAAUGGGCUCAGGUGUUGGUGUAAUUAUUUCCUUGCUCUUCACAGCUGUGUGGGUCGGUGUCGGCCCCAAACUAAAAUUUGAUGACAACUGGUGGCUGAUUAUCGGCACUUUCACGGGACUUGUUGGAUUUAUUGAUGGAUUCGUUUUGCGCUCGCUCUACUAUGGCGAGGAGGUUAAUACCAAAAUCCAAUUCCAGGACCUUGCAGAAGCCGAUAGUGCCGUUCUUCAAAGACUGAAUAUUCCUUACACCCCUCUCGAAAAGCCAAAAAAAGGUCGGGCCGAGAGCAUUUCCCUCAUCAUCAGCGAUAUUUGUGGACAUCGAUACGCCUCUAUUGGUUCGGUUGGAGUUGUAAUUGGACUUUUGGUGGCUGCUUCAGCUAUGCUCUGGUCUGAAACAGCCCAGUUACUGUGCAACACGCCAACCAUGAUCGUUGAAGGAUUUUUACUGCUCGUGCUCAUCCAGGCUCACAAUCACACCAAUGACGAGAGAAAGAGCGACUUUGGCGGCUUACUCAAGAGGAAGCUCCUGUUACAAGAAUUUAUACAAACUUUAGAUUAG
Molecule: messenger RNA, 1539 nt
Organism: Blumeria graminis f. sp. triticale
Lineage: Eukaryota; Fungi; Ascomycota; Leotiomycetes; Helotiales; Erysiphaceae
Source: the annotation of a GenBank genome assembly